Ceraceosorus guamensis is the source of this 2165-nucleotide messenger RNA. RefSeq lists its product as hypothetical. Lineage: Eukaryota; Fungi; Basidiomycota; Exobasidiomycetes; Ceraceosorales; Ceraceosoraceae. The coding region runs from base 78 to 2105 and encodes 675 amino acids. The record is from RefSeq and is a predicted model, not a curated record. The transcript is spliced from 3 exons.
GGCCUUUAGAGGGUGAGUCCCGCUUCUCAAUCCCCUUCAUCACGACACCCUCGCCGCCUUGUGCAGGUCUGUCAGCGAUGAUGUUCUCACAGCAAUCCAGCAGCUCUCUUUCCUCUGAAGAGCAAGAGCUAUCACAAACUCCUCGCCCCUCUCCUCGGCGCAAAGACCCUGCCCGAAAACGAUUGCAAUCUUUCAACUCGAACGCUUCGCCUUCAUCUUCUGCCGCUCAAAGCUUGAAGCUUCCAGCCUCCAGUCCGCUCACUGAGCUUACUCAGAGCACACAAGAAAAGCCUCGGCGGGGUUUGAAGCGCAUACAAGCGGGUGUGACGACUUGUUGGAGCAGCAGAGAGUUGCCUAAACACGCGGCUGCUUUGUUCGAUGAUGCUGUAGCGGAGGAGCAGCAUGACGCUGCGCUGCAGUACCUCAAGUCCCUACAGACUCCCAUUUGGCAACCUUGCACGCGACACAUCACCUAUCUGCUGGAUCUAUCGCUCAGAGGUCUGGAAGAAGGACGAGCAGAGAUCAAGUCUGGAAUGCCCGUUAAUCCCGCCAAUCUCAAGCUGGACGCUGCAGUCGUUCAAAGCGACGAGAGUGUGCUUGAAGCUACUGCUUUGUUGAGACAGAUUGCGAUUCGACAUGGAUCUUCAUCAGUGCUCAAGGUUUUCCCGGCCAGGACGGGAAUGCAUGAAGAGACGGAAGAGGAAGGGUCGGCAUUCGAGACUCCGAAGAACUUGCGAGGCGCGAAUAACAUCUGGAGCGUCGUCAAGGCGGCUGGGCCUCGAUGUAAGACGGCAGAAGAGCAUGACAGCAAGCGCCUGAAGACCGAUCGCCACGCUGACGCCCAUGAUCUGAAGAUGGAAGCGGUCUGGAGGAAUGCUCGAUUGAUGUUGGAUUUGUGGCGCUUGGAACGCUCAGAAGCGCUAUCUGCAUCCUCAUCAAGCGCUCGCGAUGACGACCGUGCGGCAAGCGCUUUACAUCUCUCGCGCCAAUUUCCGCUGCAAAAAGCCCCGUCACGCUCUAGCCGACCGCGAUUGGACGUUGACGAGGGAUGCGAAGAGGUCGGCGAUGCGCUGGAUUUCGUCAUGAAUGGACUGGCCGACGAUCCGCCGGGAGAUUUGCAGAUCGGAAAAGUGGGCACCAGCGAGGAGGCUCGGCUCGAAAUUUCUGUUGGGAUGCUGGACGAGCUCUUUCAUCUCGCCCAUCACAGAGUGCUUUCGAAGUCGGCCCUUGUUCGAGGCAUUGCGCAGCGCUUAGAGAUGGUGUCAAUUAGGGGCAUUCGAUUCAUUCACGAAUACCUCGUCCGGUCCGAGGAGUCAGCGGUGCCGCUUGCUCUUGCCUUUGCUCAACAUUUGCACAGUGAAAGCUACGAAAGAGGAGAGAAUUGGCCAAGCGCUAGCGCGAGGCAAAGUCAAAAGGCACAAUCGAGUAUGAUCGAUGAUCUCGUCUCACGACUGCCUGACAGUCAUGACGACCUGCUCUACAUAGAUCCAGGAGAGCCUCUACUAGAUCUGCAUCUCACUCGCGGGAUCAUUGACGAAGUCGAAACUGCGAAAGGCAAGUUGCGGAAGGAGCUGCGAGCGCUCGAAGAUCGUUGGACCGAGGAUGUAGAUGAGGAAGACGAGGAAGACAAGCAAAGGCGACCGGUCAGACGCACGUUCAAAAAGCCAGAGGACACAUUCUGGUCUUCGGGUGAAGAAGGGCGGAGAGCUAUAGUUAUCACAUUGUGGAUGAGACUUGCAGAGUUGCAAGCCUAUCUCAGGAACGGCCACAUCUUCGCCUUCCUUCACACCGUUUUGAGAGCGCAACUCGACACGAGCACGAACGAUGCCAAGCGAAAGCGUUUGGCGGCGCUCUGCCGCACUUUGGUCGAGACACUAAACGCUGGAGCAAAAAGCACGGCCAGGCGUGCGAAGGCCAUUCAGCAAGACAUGGACCACUUGCAAGCUAGCAGGAAGCCCAAGCAAGGAGGUCACUCAUCCCCAGAGACGGUAGAGAUCGAAAAGAUUGUAUGCCGUAUCAAGGAAGCUUCCGCCGCACUGAAUAGUCUUGCGUUUGCUGGCAGGACGUUGAACGAGCUUCGUCAAGCGACACCCGACGAGCGUUAGGCUAUUGCAUCGCACGCUGUCAGAUUUUGUACUCUGAAAUCAAUGACAUGGGUAUCCGCG